UCUAUCCCAGGAACAACACCCUCUUGUUUUCCCAUCUAUCAUCAAUCACUGAUCCGUUAGCCUCAAGAUUUACUCUUCGCCAGAGCUAUGGGGAACCAACAAUCACAAUUGGGAGGUGGCCCUCCAGGGCAAGGAGGCAAAGAAGACAAGGACAAGAAGAAGGAGAAGCCCAAGUACGAGCCUCCACCACAACCAACCACCAGAAUCGGACGGAGAAAGCGCAAGCAAGCCGGACCAAAUGCCGCGGCGAAGCUACCUACAAUCUAUCCUACAGCUCGAUGCAAACUACGAUAUUUAAGGAUGCAGAGAGUCCAUGACCACCUUCUUUUGGAGGAAGAAUACGUCGAGAACCAAGAGCGCAUAAGAAAGACCAAGGCAGCCCAGACACAAACUCCUGCCGCUGCUACGGAAGGUGCAGAGCUAGAUCGAAACGCGGACGAAAGAAGUCGAGUCGACGAUAUGCGAGGCAGUCCCAUGGGCGUGGGCAAUUUGGAAGAACUGAUCGAUGAUGACCAUGCCAUUGUCUCCAGCGCCACUGGCCCAGAGUACUAUGUUUCCAUCAUGUCCUUUGUCGACAAAGACCUUCUCGAACCCGGCGCCUCUAUCCUGCUCCAUCACAAAUCCGUGUCGGUUGUUGGUGUUUUGACAGACGACGCCGACCCGUUAGUCUCGGUGAUGAAAUUGGACAAAGCACCAACGGAGUCAUACGCAGAUAUUGGUGGUUUGGAAAACCAAAUUCAAGAGGUCCGCGAAGCCGUCGAGCUACCCCUACUACACCCGGAACUCUACGAAGAGAUGGGUAUCAAACCGCCAAAGGGCGUCAUUCUCUACGGCGCUCCGGGAACAGGGAAGACUUUGCUUGCAAAGGCUGUUGCCAAUCAGACAUCCGCAACUUUCCUGCGCAUCGUUGGUUCCGAGCUGAUUCAGAAAUACCUGGGUGACGGCCCACGACUGGUUCGCCAGCUUUUCCAAGUCGCCGCCGAGAACGCACCCAGUAUCGUUUUCAUCGAUGAGAUCGACGCCAUCGGCACAAAGCGAUACGAGUCAACAUCAGGCGGCGAGCGAGAAAUCCAACGAACCAUGCUCGAACUCCUCAAUCAACUCGACGGCUUCGACGACCGAGGCGAUGUCAAAGUCAUCAUGGCCACGAACAAGAUUGAAACGCUGGAUCCGGCGCUGAUCCGUCCCGGCCGUAUCGAUCGGAAAAUCCUGUUCGAGAACCCUGACCAGAACACCAAGAAGAAGAUCUUCACGCUGCACACGAGCAAGAUGAGUCUGGCCGAGGACGUGGAUCUUGAUGAAUUCAUUGCGCAAAAGGAUGACCUCAGUGGUGCAGACAUCAAGGCUAUUUGCUCCGAGGCUGGGUUGAGAGCGCUGCGUGAGCGCAGAAUGCGAGUCAACAUGGCCGACUUCAGGAGUGCGAGGGAGAGUGUGAUGAAGACGAAGAGUGAGGGUGAGCCGGAAGGGUUGUACUUGUAAAUCUAAUCGCAGGAACUCAUAGAGGAUGCUUCUCGUCCUGUGUUUCUUGGGGUUCUGGCUUGUACUUAACAUAGAGUCACCACGGGGGUUCCGUAGAUUGAUGAACACCAAAGGGAAUUCUUCCAGGUUCUCCUCGAUUGGUUGCGUCUUCCUCUCGGUCACCAUGAGAUCUCUAAUGCUUUCCGCUG
Molecule: messenger RNA, 1667 nt
Organism: Exophiala xenobiotica
Lineage: Eukaryota; Fungi; Ascomycota; Eurotiomycetes; Chaetothyriales; Herpotrichiellaceae
Exons: 3
Coding region: 88-1479 (463 amino acids)
Biological process (GO): proteasome-mediated ubiquitin-dependent protein catabolic process
Cellular component (GO): proteasome regulatory particle, base subcomplex
Molecular function (GO): ATP hydrolysis activity; ATP binding; proteasome-activating activity
Source: RefSeq, a predicted model, not a curated record